Messenger RNA from Chilo suppressalis (striped riceborer), 10260 nucleotides. Lineage: Eukaryota; Metazoa; Arthropoda; Insecta; Lepidoptera; Crambidae. The record is from the annotation of a GenBank genome assembly.
AGAUUGAAGAUGAUCAUAGAAAAUAAUCGUCGCGUGGAGUCGGGCAUCGUCGCGUUUCACAAGUCUGUAUUGGCCUUAAAUCUAUGCAUCGGCCAAUCGCCAUUAAAAAGAGUAGAGUUUCAAACUUAAACCUUUACAAUAAGAACUGUCAAAGUCAUCCGUUUUAAUUUACAACGAUGUCAUCAUAUUUACAAAAUUUUGGGUAAAAUUUAUACAUAAUGUGGGAAUAAAUACAGUUGUGUGAUGUCUGAAUUAACAAGUGUAGAAGACUAUGCUGUAAUACUCAUUUGGCUAGGAAUAUUUUCUUUCUACACAACACUCCUUACAGUCACCGCACUUGGCGUUGCCUUUAUUCUACGCAAGCGGAGGUCUUCGAUACUGAAAAGUCAGCGUCCACCGCGCACACCGUUCUCAGAGCUGGAAUUCCACGUAGCCACUCCCACAGACACGGCCAAAAGUCGCCGUGUCAGUUUCUCUAGACGUACGGGUGUUGCAGAAUUUGUAACAAACGAAGCGACAACGACAUGGAAAAACUUUUACGAAGAGCACAACAAGUCGCUAGAGUCGUCAGGCAACGAUUCAUUAGCAAACCAUCCGCCAAAACAAACUGUUGGUCACCUCGGAAGGCGGAUAUUUGACCAGCAGUUUCAGGAAAUCGAGGCCGUCGACUUCAUGACCUCCCUUGAUAACCACUCUGGAAGAAUUGUCAAUACCUCAUUGAAUAAAGCAAAUUUCACUCAACAAUUAGCCUCGUUAGAAUGCACUGGAGGUGACAAAACACUCUUGGCACCUCAACAGAAUUUCGAAAUGAGUUUGUUCACUGAUCACCAAGCCAAUGUCUUCAGUGAAGAUCUUGUUAUUCCGACUAUGGGUGAAGCGACUGAUAGAAUUGAUGUAAAUUUCUCCGCCAUUCAGGCAAUAGGUCCCAGUGAAGUCAUAGAUGAUCUAGAUCAAAUUCAAGAAGAUAUGCAGAGAGUCCAGAGUAAUGGGUUCUGUCCUGGUCCCUUCAAUGGUAGAAAUGAUCUUUCAGAAUACAUUGAAGUUGAUUUAAAUUUAACCCAUGGAACAAUAAAAAAUGAUGUAUGUGACAUGUCCAUAACUGAUAUUAUUCCCAGUCCUAAAGUGCAAGAAGUUUCUAAAAGUAAUUCAUUAAGUCUUGAUAAAAACGCACGUGAAAGGGAUUGGGUAGCAGACAAAGAAAAUAUAGCCCUGGUUGAUGGAUGUAGCCCGCCAGUUAGGACUUCGGAAAAAAGAAAAACAAUAGUUUAUGAUAAUGAAACUGGCAAUGUAUCUAUGACACAAUCCCUUCCGGCGAAUAUCAUUUUACCUCAAAGAAAUACAGCGUCGGAAAAAAGAAGGACAAUAGUCUAUGAAAGUGACUCAGCAGAUAUAUCUGUAACACAGGCCGUGCCUGUCAAUAUUGUUAUAGUUAAUCCGAACAAAGAGAAGCGGAAGACUAUAAUUUACGGUAAUGAGACAGGCAACAUAUCAAUUACACAAGCAAUACCUUCAAAUAUAAUUUUUCCUGAUAAAAGUAAUACUUCGACAAAUAUAAACAUGGCUGAUAGAAACAAAUCAUUACCACCUGAGGACGAUAUUGACAACGUAUCCUUUACGCAAGCUGUACCGAUCGCGAAAAUAAUAUCUAGUGAUGUUGGUCCUAAAUCAACAAGUGCUGAAGAUACAAAUUCAUAUGUGCCAUGCAAAGAUAAUGAAUCAUUACACGUAUCUGAGAUUAAUAAUAUGUCCAUAACUAAACCUAUUGGGGCUAUGAUAGAUGUUCACUCACCACCUAAUGUCGAUGCACUGAUGGGUGCAAUAAAAGAAAAGUUUGACGUUAAGAAUAAAACUGAAUCUGUAUUAGAAACAAAUGUCAAGUUUAAUAAUAUCACGGCUAAUGACAACGCUCUGUAUAGUAAUAUUUCUGGCAUGAUGGGAAAAAAAUUUAAACCUAGCCUUUUAAAAGAAGUACCGGAUGAAACUAAAUCAUUGAUGAGCAAAUGUCCCAAUGAAACUCUGUCUAUGAAUGAAAGUUUACCUGAACAAAGUAAAGUUUCAGAGAAAAGAAAAACAAUAGUGUAUGAAAGUAACUCAACAGAUAUAUCUGUAACACAGGCCGUGCCGGUCAACAUUGUUAUAGUUAAUCUAAACAAAGAGAAGCGCAAGACUAUAAUUUACGAAAAUGACACAGGCAACAUAUCAGUUACACAAGCAAUACCUUCAAAUAUAUUUUUUCCUGAUAAAAGUAAUACUUCGACAAAUAUAAACAUGGCUGAUAGAAACAAAUCAUUACCACCUGAGGACGAUAUUGACGUUUCCUUUACGCAAGCUGUACCAAUCGCGAAAAUAAUAUCAAGUGAUGUUGGUCCUAAACCAAUAAGUGCUGAAGAUAGAAAUUCAUAUGUGCCAUGCAAAGAUAAUGAAUCAUUAGACAUAUCUGAGAUUAACAAUAUGUCUAUAACUAAACCUAUUGGGGCUAUGAUAAAUGUUCACUCACCACAUAAAGUCGAUGCACUGAUGGGUGCAAUAAAAGAAAAGUUUGACGUUAACAAUGAGACUGAGUUUGUAUUAGAAACAAAUGUCAAGUUUAAUAAUAUCACGUCUAACAACAAAGUUCUGUAUAGUAAUAUUUCUGGCAUGAUGGGAAAAAAUAUUAAACCUAGCCUUUUAAAAGAAGUACAGGAUGAAACUAAAUCAUCGAUGAGCAAAUGUCCUAAUGAAAUUCAGUCUAUGAAUUUAAGUUUACCUGAACAAAGUAAAGUUUCAGAGAAAAGAAAAACAAUAGUGUAUGAAAGUGACUCAGCAGAUAUAUCUGUAACACAGGCCGUGCCGGUCAACAUUGUUAUAGUUAAUCCAAACAAAGAGAAUGUGCCUGAUAAUAUUUUAGUAAAAAAAGACAAAGAAAAACGCAAUACUAUUAUUUCUAAUAAUGAGUCUGGCAAUAUAUCCAUGACGCUUCCACUAGAGGACGAUAUUUAUAACGUCUCCUUUACACAAACUAUUCCAAUCGCUAAAAUUAUAUCUAAUGAUGUUCCUUUCAAAUCGACAGUUGUUGGGGAAAGAAAUUCAAAUGUGCCAUGUAAAGAUAAUGAUAGACAAAGUACAAUAAUAUUUGGCAACAAAUCCUUAGAACUUUCUCAGGUUAACAAUAUGUCCAUAACGAAACCUAUAGGUGCUGUAAUGGACGUUCACUCACCACCUAAUGUCGAUGAAUUAAUGGGUGAAAUUACGAAAAAGUUUGAUAUUAAAAAUGAGUUAGUGAGGGACACAACAGUAAAGUUUGAAAAUAAAUCGCCUUAUGUCAACGCUCCAUCUGGUGAUGUUUCUGGCAUAAUUGAAAAUAUUAUAAAACCAAGCUAUUUAAAAGAUAAACCGGAUGAAAAUAAAUUACCGAUGAUCAACGGUGUUAAUGAAAUUCUUGCCAUGAAUGUAAUUUUACCAGAACAAAGUAAAAUUUCAGGGAAAAGAAGAACAACAGUAUCUGACAGUGAUUUUGCAAAUAUAUCUGUAACGCAGGCUGUACCUGGUAAUUCAGUACUGGAUAAUGGAGAUAAAGAGAAACAACUAAAUAAAAUUUCAGAAAAAAGAAAAACAAUAGUAUAUGACAGUGAUUCUGCAAAUAUAUCUGUAACGCAGACUGUACCUAGUAAUUUAAUGCUGGAAAAUGAAGAUAAAGAGAAUCAACUAAAUAAAAUUUCAGAAAAAAGAAGAACAAUAGUAUAUGACAGUGAUUCUGCAAAUAUAUCUGUAACGCAGGCUAUACCUAGUAAUUUAAUGCUGGAUAAUGAAGAUAAAGAGAAUCAACUAAAUAAAAUUUCAGAAAAAAGAAGAACAAUAGUAUAUGACAGUGAUUCUGCAAAUAUAUCUGUAACGCAGGCUAUACCUAGUAAUUUAAUGCUGGAUAAUGAAGAUAAAGAGAAUCAACUAAAUAAAAUUUCAGAAAAAAGAAGAACAAUAGUAUAUGACAGUGAUUCUGCAAAUAUAUCUGUAACGCAGACUGUACCUUGUAAUUUAAUGCAGGAACAAGAUAAAGAGAAACGCAAGACAAUUAUUUCUGGAUCAUUUCUUGAGAACAAGUCAAUAAGAGAAAUGCGUGUUACCUCUGAUGUUAAUUCUUCGUCUAGUAACUUACUUCUUGGAGAACACUCACGAAUAAACAGUCAAGUUCAACAGUCAAUUUUGGAUGAUAUGCCUGCUGAAAUAAAAUCUAUGAUGACAGAUUCUAUUAGUGAAACUUAUGCUAAAAAUUUUAGUGAAAUUACAAAUAACAAAACUACGGAUAAAAGACGAACAAUAGUUUUUGAAAACGAUUUAUCAGACAUAUCUCUUAAUGUUGUCUUAGUAAAAGAAAACAAAGAAAAACGCAAAACUAUUAUUUCGAAUGAAGAGUCUGGUAAUAUUUCAAUGACGCAAGCUAUAUGUUCAAAUAUAAUUAUGGCUGAAAGAAAAAAAUCAUUCCUACCAGAGGACGAUAUAGAUAAGGUGAAGGAUAUUGAUAGUGUUGCCUUAACGCAAGAUAACGCGAAAAUAACAUAUAGUGAUGUUGGUUCUAAAGUGGUAAAUGCUGAAGAUACAAAUUCAAAAGUGCCAUGCAAGGAUAAUGAAUCUUUUGGUAUUUCUAAGAUAAACAAUAUCUCCAUAAAUAAAAUUGGUGCUAUGAUAGAUAUUCACUCACCACCUAAUGUCGAUGAACUAAUGGGUGAAAUUGUAAAAAAGAUUGACGUUACGAAUCAGUCUGUAAUGGACACAAAUGUCAAAUUUGAUAAUAUAUCGUUCAAUGACAACGCUAUAUCUGGCAAUGUUUCUGGCAUGAUGGAAAAAGAUAUUGAACCAAACUUUUUAAAAGAAGUACCGGAUGAAACAAACUUGCAGAUGAGGAAAUGUGUUAAUGAAACUCUUUCUAUGAAUGUCAGUUUAUCGGAACAAAGUAAAAUUUCAGAGCAUAGGAAAACAAUAGUGCAUGAAAGUAAUAUUGCAAAUUUAUCUGUUACUCAGGCUGAACCUGUUAAUUUAAUGCUUGAAAACGAUGAUAAAGAGAACCGCAAGACAAUUAUUUCUGAAAUUGAUACUAGCGACAUAUCUGUUUCACAAGCAAAUAACACAAAUAUAAUUUCUGCCAGAAAAUAUAAAACGAUUAUAUUUGAAGAUGAGCCUGAAACUUGUGCUGAUACACAAACAAUACCCACGCAUUGUAAUAGCACGCAUAUUCAGGCUGAUUUGUCACCAUCCAGUCAAAUCGAUAUCAAUAUUGAAGAAUCAAAUUCCUCUUCAGCAAUGCCAAGCUCGUGUAAGAUUUCCCUUGAAGAUAAGUUGGCGAGCGAAACGAGCUUCAAGCCUGAUAUCCAACUUUUGCCUCUUAAAAAAUCUGCGUGCGGAGAAAUUUCUUACAUGAAAAAAAGUAAAGAUUUUGAUGAAUCAAAUUCUACAUUGGCAAUUUCGUGCAAGGUUCCCAUUGAAGAUAACUUAGCCAGGGAAACAAGUACUAAGACAGAAAUCCAACUUUCCCCUCUUGAGAAAACAGCGUUUGGUGAUAUUUCUAACACGAAAGAAAGUAAAGAUAUUGAAGAAUCAAAUCAAUCUCCUUUGAAAACCUCGUACAAGAUUACCUUUCAAGAUAAAUUAGAGAGCGAUAUUCAACCUUCCCCUCUUAAGAAAACUGCGCUUGGUGAAAUCUCUUACGUGAACGAAAGUAAAGUUAAAGUAAUCCCGGGUUAUUUAAAAGACGUGUCUGACGAACUUAAAGCAUUGAUGACCGAUUUGGUCAAGCCUAACGCAGAUUUGAUUCCCUUUUCGACCAUCGACAAGAGUAAAGAUAUACCCAAAAAUCCUUCUACCUGCAGUACUCAAAUUCAAACUAAUUUGAUUACUUCAAGUCAAAUCGAUCUCAAUAUAGAAGAAACAAAUUCCGCCUCAGCUUCGUCUGGCAAUCUAGGGAAUAUGUCAACUCCCUCCUUUUCUAACGGUCCCAAAUCUCGAAAAAGUUCCCUAAAGUCUCCGAAGACCGUUCGUUUACCAGAAGCUUCAAUUUGCCCCAAAUUGGCGUCACCUAGUACCGCCAUUUCAGACAAAGUUAUAGUUUUCGAUCAUAACAAUCCGUUGAAUAACGUUCUUCUGGUGCCGCCCGAUUGUUCCAACGUGCAUCGAUAUCAACCUAAGUUGAACGAAAUCUAUGCCGAAAGGAAUGAUGAAAAAGAUCUGGAAAAGACGCCUCUUAAAGAAUCAGAACUCAGUGGAAAAAAUGUAACUCAAUUUAAUGUAGAAAGCGUAACAUUUUCACAAGUUGGUGACACAGAAAAAAUACAGAUCAACGAGAGUUCCUUUUCUAUUUCGAGUAAAUCCACUUCCGCUCCAGAAUACGAAAGAGUUUAUGAAUUAAAAGACACUAAAGUCAACACUGUUAUAGCAAUGAAAGAAAACAAGGAGCUAUUAGAAACAAGUUCCUCACUAACUUUAGUGGAUGAUGCUAUCACUUCAAAUAACUUAUACGUAGAUCACGGUCUUGCUUCGGAAAAGCUUGGAUCACCUUCAGACAAAAAACGCUUAUCUGCAGUGCAAAUAAUUUAUCAGAAUGACGAAGAAGAAUUUUGCAAAAACAAGUCGUCGAUUUCCACAUCAAACGACGACAUGAGAGAGUCCCAGAAAUAUGGCAGCAAAGCCAAGAAACGAAUCUAUAGUCCCACCAAAAGGAACCAACACGAACAAAGUGACUUGACAAGCUUAGAGAACACCCCUAAACAGGUCUCGAAGAUGCAAAAACUGUCCAUCAGUCCAAAUCCUUAUAAACCGGAAAAAGACUCUGAGAAAUUGGAAGCCGAAAAAGACAAUUCUAGCCACGAUAUGGACGUUGAUACAUCCUUGAACGUAAACGAAAUAUCAGAAUCAAAAACUAAACACAAAGAGAAAUCUCCCCAAAAGACGAAACCUGGAACUAACAUCACUGUACAGCAAUUGAUUACUGAGUAUGAACUGCAAGAAAAUAUAGACCAGGAUGCUUUGAAUAAACAUAUACUGGAGGCUCUGAGUAAAUCUGGCAGUUUAGCAAAUACUGCUUCGGUGACAGACGCCAGUGCUAAAAGCCCGGAAAUGGCGAGUUCCUUUACUAGCAGCAAGAAUCAGAUUGAAAUGCAUGACGCUUGCAGUGUCACAACCACUGAUACGAAGUCUAGUGUCACAAGUGACCGGUCCGAUUGGCGGACAGACCCCAGUACCAGUAAAACUUUAGUCUCCGAGUGUGAUUCUUCGGUGAAUGUCGUCGCUAAAAUCGACAUGCUACCAUUCAUGGGUAGUUACGAGUGUGAAUGGGAGCCGUCAGGCAGUGACACGUGGGCGUUUCGUUUACUGCACGGUCGGUUGAGGCUCACGGUGCGUUUGGCUCACCGGCACGAUAACGCGACCAGAACGCGAGUAAGGGCUGAUACGCCAGUAUUGGCGGUUAAUUUGGACACCGUACACACUGACAAACAGAACUCUGUCGCGGAGUUGUGCGUCCGUUUCGCUAGCGCCGCGAUGCGUCAGCACGUGUCGCGCGGGUGUAGUCGCGCUGGUAGCGUAGUAACGCUAGUGCGGCGAUGCGCUGCCGUCGCGCGAUUGGCCACUCGCUGGGGGCGCGCGGUGCACGACGCAAGGUUACAUCUAGCGUGCACGCUGCAAGGGGAUACGCUAGCGUUGAAGGUGGCUAACAUCCCACUGCGCUCCGUAUGGGAAGUGACAAUGCGUCUCCAAUUAGUGACAGACGAGCCUGUCGCAUUCCCGUGCGCUUGUGACGUCAAAGUGACCCGAGUAGUGUCAGACGUCAAGAUUACUGACGAGGAGGUCAACAAGCUGCUGGCUACCCUGCCGCGAGACUGGGGACAUGUGCCGAGGGCUAUAUGGAAAAUAUUUAGAUACCUCAAAAAUAAGACGCGGGACGAAGAUCUAUUAGGGCUCUCAUAGCUAAAAUUUCUUAAAACUAAAGCUUGACGCACACAAACGCUACAAAAACGGACCGUAAUCGCCUGAAUCUUGAGACUCGGUUUAUUCGGUUAAUAUUCUUGUCGCCAAUUUUUAAGUAUUUUACAAGCUUUUUAGAAGUUUUAGUAAACAUGACAUUUUACUCAAUUAUUAGCACAUUUAUCUAACAGGCAUCCAUCAUUUUGGAUGGACUGGUUCCGAAAUAUAAUCAUCUUACAUUUUAUUAUAUUUUAAAUUUACGUUUUCAACUGCUAGAUUUACAAAUGUAAAGCAAAUUUUACUAGAAAAAAUCCACGCGGGCCAUCAAUCUGAAUCCUGUCUUUGAUUUUUUGUCUAGUUAUCCUUUUAACUUGCAUUGCCUGCAUUUAUAUGUCAUUAAUUGUGCGUUUUAAAGUGAAUCUACUUAUUUAGCCAAGUCUCAAGAUACAUACAAGCGUCCGUUUCCGUUCACUUUAUAAGUAAUUUUUAACGGUAUUCUGUGUGUAUAUUCUUGUCAAAUAAUUCUGUUACUCUCAAAUCAAAUGAGGUGAUAGGCGAGGACGAUUUUCGAGGCGUUAUGUGUGCGUACCUUUAGAGUUAUUAAAUUCUGUUUAUGUGACCGUGUUUAAGAGCAAGUUUUAGAAUACUGCAGACAAUAAAUAGCUUAGUUUACAUGUGAUUAUUAAUAAGUGUUGGAGUGUUCAAGUGUAUGGGUAUGUUAUUCAAAGCCUAUAGCGUAGUUUUUUACGAUUCUCAGUAGGUACCAAGGUUAAACAAUCUAUACGUAGCACAAAAAAUGUACUUUCCAAAGUCCUGAAAUAUUGGGUUCGGUACUGAAGGCCUUAUUUGCGUUUAGCUUUAGCGAGCAGAGCACUUAAAUUGUAUUUGUCCGGGUAACAAAAUUUCUUGGUCCGGAAAACGCCCACAUUACAAUAAGCCAUUGUAGACGGAACGAAUUAAUGCCAUAAUGUUUUAAUAGUUAAAUGGUCAUAAAUUUCCUUAAUACAAUCAAUGCCUUGUCCAACAUUGAUUCAUUCUGCCCACUUGUGCAUUUUAUGACCUGACGUUUUGCAAAGUAAUUCUUCCUGAAACUAAGAUAAUUUAGUAAGCAUGGCAUUAUAUAAACAAGUUGUUUUGCAUACUUUAUCAGUGUACUAGUGAGACGUUUUCAAUGAUAAGCUUAAAUGCUAGUAAGGCCUUCAGUACCGAACCCGAGGCCUUCAGUACCGAACACAAGGCCUUCAGUACGGAACACGAGGCCUUUAGUACCGAACACGAGGCCUUCAGUACGGAACACGAGGCCUUCAGUACUGAACCGUACCAAAUUCUGUAUACAUAGUCCAAUUCACAUUGUUAAUACAAUAUCACAUUCGCAACGCCUUAAUCCCGUAAGUAUAAGGGCGAUAUUUGCACUGCAAUUGCAUCAGAUAUUGUUAACUAGACUAUACAGCUUUUUGGUUAAAAAUCAUGAUUAUUAUUUAAUGAAAUUAUGUUAAAUCACGAAUUAAAUGUGCUGGUCUCAUUCAUUGCUAAUUAACAUAAAUGCUUCAUGGAAAUUCCUAUUGUAGUCGUAAGUGAUUAUUUCAUUAUGGUUCUGUUAUUUUGCUCACCGUUUGUAAAUAAAGCUAAAGAAGAAAUUUUAAUACUUAUGUGUUUUCUUAAAUUACCAAAAUUUUUUGUGAGGUGAUUGGAAUACUUUUAAUUUCAAAACGAAGUGAAAUAUUUGUAGGCAGGGGCGUAUUUUAAAAUCUGGUACUCUGGGCCAUACAUUAGAAUAAUAAUAAUGACUGAAUUUAUUUUGACGAUGCAGACCUGAAAAGGCUACGAAACGUCAAUAAAUAAAUAAAGUUUCGUGCCUUAAACCGUUAAAACUAGUUUUAAUCAUAAAAAUUUGGUCAUACGAGUCACAGAACAGAAAGAGGUUAGAAGCGUGUUCAUAGACCGUUUGUACGGGUAGCGAUGUCGUCGGCUUGCCCCCACUACACUUCCACCAAAUAGAUAAUAGCCAAUCAGACGACGCGACAUCAAACAAUCGACCCAAUCAUCGCUCACACCCUAGAGCAACGACGCAAUCAGACCAAGUUUUGGUCAAGUUACGAAUUCUGUGUUUGAGUGUGUUACGAGCAAAAUAAUAUAAUCAUAGUGGAAUAGCCAAUUCUUUAAUGUAUGCGGUUACUUCAACACUAUACACCCUGAGUGAUGUGGAACAGAAACAUGUACAAUAUGAUAAGUAUUAUGUAAGAAUGAUUCGUUGAUUAUUAAUAUUGAUAUUUUUUAUAAAACGGAUGUUUUUGACUGCAUAUACGUAAAUAUAUUUUUUUCGUAAAAGAU